Molecule: messenger RNA, 866 nt
Organism: Lactuca sativa (garden lettuce)
Lineage: Eukaryota; Viridiplantae; Streptophyta; Magnoliopsida; Asterales; Asteraceae
Product: S-adenosyl-L-methionine-dependent methyltransferases superfamily protein
Source: RefSeq, a predicted model, not a curated record
CACAGCCGAGGAGGAGAGUGAAAAAAAGAUCGGAAAGGGCACAAUGCGUUUCACAGAUUCACCGGUGAUCGAUCUCACAGUCAACAACUCAAAGCUUUCCUUUCACCAAGACAAUGGCUCAAUGCACGUCGGAACCACCGUCUGGCCUUGUUCACUCGUCCUCGUCAAAUUCGCCGAGCGGUGGCUCUCUUCCACUUCCACCACCGACAACCCCUACGCAACCCUUCUUCACUUCCCAAACAAACGCGCCGUUGAACUCGGCACCGGUUGUGGUGUAGCUGCCAUGGGUCUGUACCUUCUCGGCCUCAAAGACGUCGUCCUUACCGACAUCGCACCCGUCAUGCCGGCACUGAAACACAAUUUGAAACGCAACAAACCUGUGUUAGGUAAGAUGUUAAAAACGGCGCAACUCCAUUGGACUAAUUCGGACCAAAUCAAAGCCCUAAAACCGCCUUUUGACAUCGUAAUCGCUGCUGAUGUGGUGUAUAUAGAGGAAUCGGUAGCGCCGCUACUGGCGGCGAUGGAGUCAAUGGUUAGUGAUACAGGGGUGGUUCUUUUAGGGUAUCAAGUGAGGUCGCCUGAAGCUCAUUUGUUGUUCUGGGAGCAAUGUAAUCGGAUUUUUGAUGUUGAAAAAGUGCCUCAUGAUCAUCUACACCCAGAAUAUGCGUAUGAAGAGAGUGAUAUGUAUAUCCUGCGAAAGAAGCUGUAAAAUCCACACUAUUAGGUGAAGCUUGUUUAUGUUCAAGAUUACAAUGCUGUUUGCCUGUGUAACAUAGAAAUCACAUAUGUGUUCGUAAUGGCUUUACUUCUCAGGUUCUUGUUGUUCUUGUUUCUUCACCUCUUUCAAUGAUUGGAUUUCAUUUUUA